Peronospora matthiolae is the source of this 312-nucleotide messenger RNA. NCBI's taxonomy places the organism in Eukaryota, Oomycota, Peronosporomycetes, Peronosporales, Peronosporaceae. The record is from the annotation of a GenBank genome assembly.
AUGCUCGACGAGACCCAGAAAAUCAACAACCAGCUGGGCGACUCGCGCCCUAUUAUCCUAGACCGGUGGAUGGCCACGCUAAAGGACGAUGAAACUCGUCUGACGCCCUUCAAGUUGCGGUGGUUCAAGAUACGCUCCACAGGAAGCGUUAACAGCCGCCAGAAUCCACCAAAGGAUGUGGUGGCGGCGGUAACACCUGAUCCGGAUCGAGGGUCGGAUAAGCUUAAUGUUCAGGAUCUGAACCGUGUAACGGAAAAGCUGCAAGAUGACUUGGAUCAUGAUCGACUCGACGUUAGCUUCAUGACACUGUAA